This is a messenger RNA of Saimiri boliviensis boliviensis (Bolivian squirrel monkey), 1224 nucleotides long. RefSeq names its product RIB43A domain with coiled-coils 2 (gene RIBC2). The record is from RefSeq and is a predicted model, not a curated record. Lineage: Eukaryota; Metazoa; Chordata; Mammalia; Primates; Cebidae.
ACCCCUUAGGCUUUCCGUGGGUUCCCGAACCAUGGCGCUGGCGCUGCCCAGGGACUUGCAGCAGGACGCCAGCCUGGCCAAGAGGAGGCACGCGGAGCUGUGCAGGCAGAAGCGGGUCUUCAACGCCAGGAACAGGAUCAUUGGGGGAGACACUGAAGCCUGGGAUGUUCAGGUUCAUGACCAGAAGAUAAAAGAAGCCACUGAAAAAGCUAGACAUGAAACCUUUGCUGCUGAAAUGAGGCAAAAUGACAAAGUAAUGUGCAUAUUGGAAAACCGGAUAAAGAGGGAUCGGAAAAAUCUCUGUAGGGCCAUCGGUGACUUCCAGCAGAGCUUUCAGAAGCCAGAAACUCGCCGUGAAUUUGAUCUGUCUGACCCCCUAGCCCUUAAGAAAGAUCUUCCAGCCCGGCAGUCAGAUAAUGAUAUUCGGAAUACGAUAUCAGGAAUGCAGAAAUUCAUGGGAGAGGAUUUAAACUUCCACGAGAGGAAGAAAUUCCAAGAAGAACAGAACAGAGAAUGGUCCUUGCAGCAGCAGAGGGAAUGGGAGAAUGCCCGGGCUGAACAGAAACACGCAGAGGCCUUCUACACGGAGACCAGGCUGCAGUUUGAUGAGACAGCCAGGCACCUACAGAAGCUGGAAAGCGCCACCCGAAAGGCGGUCUGUACGUCUGUGAAAGAGUUCAACAAGAGCCAGGCCAUUGAGUCAGCAGAAAGGAAAAAGCAAGAGAAAACACAGGAACAAGAGGACAACUUGGCCGAGAUCAGCAACCUGCUGCGUGGGGACCUGCUGUCUGAGAACCCGCAGCAGGCAGCCAGCUCCUUCGGGCCCCACCGCGUGGUCCCCGACCGCUGGAAGGGCAUGACCCAGGAGCAGCUGGAGCAGAUCCGCCUGGUCCAGAAGCAGCAAGUCCAGGAGAAGCUGAGGCUCCAGGAAGAGGAGCGCCAGCGAGACCUGGACUGGGACCGUCGGCGGAUUCAGGGGGCUCGCGCCACCCUGCUGUUUGAGCGGCAGCAGCGGCGCCAGCAGCGUGACUUGCGCAGGGCUCUGGACAGCAGCAACCUCAGCCUGGCCAAGGAGCAGCAUUUGCAGAAAAAAUAUAUGAAUGAAGUCUAUACAAAUCAGCCUACAGGAGAUUAUUUCACACAAUUUAAUACAGGAAGUCGAUAAUCAAGAAGACGCCUUUGUUCCGGUCAUUUACGUAUAAAGAGUGGCAACCUUAAAGAGUC